Molecule: messenger RNA, 744 nt
Organism: Plenodomus lingam JN3
Lineage: Eukaryota; Fungi; Ascomycota; Dothideomycetes; Pleosporales; Leptosphaeriaceae
Source: RefSeq, a predicted model, not a curated record
AUGAUGUUUCUACUCCCAACAAUCCUUCUAUCUUCCGCCGUGCUGGCAGUACCGCACGGGCACCAGCAUCGCCAUAUCAAUAUAACCCCCGAUCUCAACAAGCUUGUAGAUGACGUUGUCGACACUGUCGGUGACGUUGUUGACGAUGUCGUAGCCCUGGCUCGCAUGUCCAGCGCAGAGGUUGAGGCCAUUUACAAGACAUGCUGGAAUGGCAAUAUCCCAUGGCCGAGCCGCAUGCCAUCCGCCGAUGUACCGCCCCGUCAACUCAACCUCUUCAGCAAGCCAGCGGCCACACCUAACCAACUUACAAUCAACAACUACUGCUCUUACCCGAUCAACUACAUGCACUGGGAUGGUAGUGCAACCCCUGUAAAGGGCGUUCUCGAUGCCGGAGCCACGCUCAACAGUGGGCUCACUGGAACCGUCUUCAAGGCAUCGAAGAAGGCCGACAUGAGCAACGAAUUGCUCGUCGAGUACAGUGUUACCGGCGGUAUGCUGUGGUACAAUCUUAGUCUGAUUACCUGCAUCAAAGGCGAGGACCUCAGCGCAUGUGCCGGCCACGAGGGAGGCCUACAGCUCGGCAACACCGAAUCCAAGAGUUUCCAAUGUGCUGCGAACAGCUGGUGUGAUGAUCAGGCCUAUAUAUACCAGGAAAACCUCUGCAAGAAGGAGAACCCGGUGUCGCAGUGCAACCCUAGCUUGGGCUUGACCAUGGAGUUUUGCGCUGGCGCGAAGCCCCAAUGA